UGUAGUCUGUUUUUGCUGUUUCUGUUUCUUCUAGCUAGCAUAAAAAAAAAAAAAAAAAAAAAAAAAAAAGCUUUACCACACCUCCGUUUCCAACAAUGGCUAAGACCCUCCAAAACUUCAGUUCCCUCUGCACCAUUCCCUUGACUCUUCUCCUCCUCUUAACCCUUGUCGGUGCCAGCGAGCACCGCUUCUCAAGACCCUUGUCCCGAGCCAAACUUGGCCUAAAGAAAGAGAAACUGAGCCAUCUCCGGUUCUACUUCCACGACAUAGUCAGCGGCCACAGCCCAACAGCCGUUAGGGUCGCUGAGGCUCCCACGACCAAAAACUCCUCCACGGCUUUCGGUGCAGUGGUGAUGAUGGAUGACCCCUUGACUGCCGGACCGGAGCUGGGAACCAAGCUAGUCGGAAAGGCACAAGGCAUUUAUGCUUCGGCCUCGCAAACCGAGUUGGGGCUUUUGAUGGUGCUGAACUUUGCUUUUGUGGAAGGGAAGUAUAAUGGGAGUAAUCUGAGCGUGUUGGGAAGGAACGCGGUGUUCUCCGCCGUGAGGGAGAUGCCAAUAGUUGGCGGGAGCGGCCUUUUCCGGUUUGCUAGGGGGUAUGCUCGUGCUAGGACUCACAAGGUUGAUUUGAACACUGGGGAUGCUGUGGUGGAGUAUAAUGUCUACGUUCUCCAUUAUUGAUCUCCUCUGUUGGUUAGUACUUUUAAUUUACUUUCAUAUUUUAGCUUUAUAAAGAGAGAGAUGUUGUUUUAAUAAAGAGAGAGAGAGAGAGAGAGAGAGAGAGAGGAGAGAUGUUAGGAUAUAUAUAUCAUGAGAUGUAAAAGAUGAGUCUCUUGCACCUAUAUUUGAGAUUUUGAGAAUCGUAUGUUUUUCUGAGCACUCUGCAUUUUCAACAGUCAAC
Molecule: messenger RNA, 900 nt
Organism: Rosa chinensis
Lineage: Eukaryota; Viridiplantae; Streptophyta; Magnoliopsida; Rosales; Rosaceae
Product: dirigent protein 22
Exons: 1
Coding region: 96-680 (194 amino acids)
Source: RefSeq, a predicted model, not a curated record